AUGUACACAACCCCCCAGAGGCAUCCGGGCGACACCCAGCGGCAGUACUCGGUCCCGCCGCCUCCGUCCAUGUCGCCGCCGAUGGCUGGAAAUCAGAUGAACAACAUGAUGCCCCUGCCACCGCCGCCCCCUCGAUAUACUGUUGCAACAGGUGUCCCAGGAACACAGGGCCAUAUGAUACCUCCUCCUCCCCCUCCUCCUCUCAGCGCUUCCAGCCAGCAAGCAUGGUAUAGCAGUGGAUAUGUUCGCAUGAAUGAUAACCGCUUCCCGCCCCCGCCGCCUCCCCUGGGCCAGAAACAGCUGCAAACGUACAAUCCUAGGGAUCAUGCGCAAUAUCCUACAGCACAGAUCGUGUCAGUACCGCCGCCCGUGGCGCCGGCACCCCUGACCAGUGCUACCUAUGUUCCGAGUGGUGAUACCUUCGGGGAGGGUGUUGGCAUUCCGGGGUUUGGCCUUGGCCCUGAUGACCUAUCAGCAUUGGCGGCGCCUCACUCGCCGAACUGGGCCUCCUAUGAAGGCACAGACACACUGGGAACAAUGGGCACACUAGGCACGCUGGGGACGUUAGACAUGUAUGGGAAGACACCUCCUAUUACCGUGACGAUAUCAAACGAAUUAGCCGCCCAGUGGCCGUUGGAUACGGUUCUGAUUUGGCUGGCACACCACCAAUUUUCCAAGGAGUGGCAGGAAACCUUCAAAGCCCUUAAUCUUUACGGAUCGAAAUUUCUCGAAAUCGGGAUUCAUCAACAAAAUAGUCGUGGAUCUGCGAGUAUGAUGCACCAGUUGGUGUAUCCCAAGUUAAAUGAAGAAUGCGUUCGAAGCGGAUGUACAUUUGACCAGGAGAAGGAAAGAAAAGAGGCAUCGCGAAUGAGGCGACUGAUCCGAUCGAUUGUUUCAUCCGGCAGGCCUGAUGGAUCCAAUGCAACUCCUGGAUCAGGAUUUAGAGACUCUCAAGGAACAAGUAUUCCUAGCGAGGCCGGCGAUUCCCCUCUUACACCGGCUCACGCACAUGGGCCUACCAUUCUCGACAAGCACGCACCUGCGCCCACCAUGCUCGAUAAGCCAGCAGGAAGUUUCUCGGAGAGCCGGCCACAGCUCAAACCACCACAGAACUUGGACUCCAGUGAUUUCCAUCGCCAAGUGUUCAAGAGCUUAGAUUCCGAACCUUCGUACGGAAGUCCUAAAGGCGAUCAUGGAGAGUUUACUGGUAGUCCCUUCCAGCUGGGCACUACCUUAAUAUCUCCGUCACCAACCAAUACCGAAUUUCACCAUCGCCGAGGACGUAAUAGCACCGACUCUACAUUUUCAGCGGGACAAGGAAACUCGGCCGAAGCCUCAAGUUCAAAAGGGUUGAGUUUCCCGACAUCCGCAGGAAUGACCGAGCGCCCAAAACAAUCUCCUCUGGAAUCGGCUGAACGACCUGCUGCAGGGGAAACCCCGGGCUGGCAGCAAGGCCUCACUAGGAUUUUUCGUACACGUGCCAAGACUCCAAAGGAUGAACGAGAGUCACCUGGGGAGGGUGAUUCGCCAACAGAUCCAAUGAGUAGGGAUAGGGAUGACGCUGCUACCAUGAGUCGGCCUGGUGUUGCAACAACCAACACGAGCAACAACACAUUCACAAUUGUUAAGCGCACGAGGAUUUAUGUGUUGGUGACAAUGGAUUUCUGGAAUUAUCGCAUGUGUGAUGUCACUACCGCGUAUACCGCAGCCGAUCUCCGCAGAGAUAUCUGUGCCUCCCUCGGAUUGCACGAUAGCGAGAACUUCCGAAUUCAUCCAACCGAGCUGGGGAGAUUUGAGCACCUCACGCCUCUUGCCGACCAAGAACUUCUGACCUUGAAGCGCAACAAAGCUGACACUAUUGGAACCCUUAAAUUCUUCGUUGCUCCGUUGAGCCAACCAAGCGGGACUUGGCGGCUCUCUAAUGGCUCCAACAAUGGAUCUAAUAAGGUCCCCCAUCCAACCACCCUUUCGCCUGGUUAUCUUCCACCUGGCGUAUCUGUAGAGGAUAGCAAGAAUCCUCGUAACAGAUCAAAGCCAUCACCGGGGACAAACUUGACAGUUGACACUAGUCUGGGUAAGAAUGGUGAGGAGAGGAGGUCUCCUAGUGAGAGAAAGGAGGAGCAGCGGAGAAAGCAACAAGUGAAAGCAAGCCCGAGAUCGCCCGAAUCAGCGACAAGCAUCGUUGGGAAGCGGCACGUUGACUUCAAUCAACCGCGAACCUCGCCUUUCGAGGAUAAGAAACACGAUGUUAUGUUCCCGCAAAGGAGCCCCCCUGCUCCGCCUUCGGAUCCCUCUGCCACCCUGAUUAAAGCCAACUCACUUUCAAAGCCCAAGGGCGCAAAUCGUCGGUCUGCAAACCGCAUCUCGGAUGGCUUUAUAACACCAAGAGUGCCAUAUGAGAAGAUGUUGGAGAAGGACAAGAAAUAUAGACCAUUGCCGCCUAGCGCGAUGAAGAAGGACAUUGGUUCGAGCGGAUCGCCUGCAUUAGGAUCAUCAAAAUCUCCUGGAUUUACAUCUCCGCAAAAGUCGGCGACAAAACCAGAAUUCCAACCCGCUGAUCACAAUUCUGGAUCAACAAGCGGGAGUCAGAGGAUAUUAACCCCGACAGCUGAUGAAAACAGCGAUCCGACGCCCUGGGAAGAAUUCACAGGAGGGUCCUUCGCUAAGACAAUAACCUCUCCAACUCCAGAGCCGGACGCCGAUGGUAGUGAUGAUUCUGAUGACGGUCUGUUCGCGAUUAUGCCGAACAGAGGCAAUAAGGGGCCUGCGAAGAAGCUUGGGCGGGCUCCAUCGAAACCAAAGACGCCCAAGUCUGCGCUGUUAGGCAACAGGGAACGAGAUAGGAAGACCCUGUCUGUUAAUUUCAGCACCACGUCCCCUAAAUCGCCCGAAUUCCGAGAUCGUCCUCGCCAAACUGGAAAGGGGAAGAGAGGGUCAUUUAUUGAGAUGGAGAAGGAUAUGGAUACAUGGGCUAACCGUCCUCCCACCGAUGCUCUGAUAAACAACCUGGACGACUUCUUCCCUAACCUUGAUCUUGAUGCCCCUGUUAUCGAGGAGACUGGGGAAGGAGGAAUGGCAGCGUCGCCUAUUACCCCUGACGACGAUGAUAUAGAGAGGAUUGACCAGGCCGAGAAAAAGAGCCCAGCAUCGCCAACUGCUGGGCCGUCCUCAGCCAAAACCCAGGAAUCCGAUGGAGCGUUUGGACCUGGAAAGUCCUUCCUGGACAAUGACAGCGAUACUCUGGGCUCUGAUGAAUCAACACUCAAAGCAUUGGAGCGACCUAUGUCGAUGCAUAGCCAUAAGAAGUCUAAUAGCAAAGGGGACCGACGUUCUAUGGGAGGACUUGGGCGGAAGAACACCAUUCGUGACAUUGCCAACAAGCGGUAUACUCGCAACAUGCAAAAUUACGGGACGAGUACGAGCAAGGCAACCGACAAGGAUAAGAUUAUGCGACGCAAGAGCACCAAGAUGUUUAACGCCAACAUUGUUCAGAUCAGGCCCGACGAGAUGCCAGCCAUACCUAUGCCACAAGAGCACGAGCCUAUGCCAAAGCGACAAACGACUUUCCGAUGGUUUAAGGGUCAGCUUAUUGGCAAGGGUACUUACGGGCGAGUAUACUUGGGAAUGAACGCCACCACUGGUGAAUUCUUGGCUGUGAAAGAGGUGGAGGUCAAUUCUAGAGCGGCUGGCGGCGAUAAGGAGAAGAUGCGAGAGAUGGUUGCAGCCCUUGACCAGGAAAUCGACACCAUGCAGCAUCUGGAUCAUAUGAAUAUUGUGCAGUACUUGGGUUGCGAGCGAAAGGAGACGAGCAUUAGCAUCUUCCUCGAGUAUAUUUCUGGUGGUAGCAUCGGAUCGUGUCUACGAAAGCAUGGGAAAUUCGAGGAGUCUCUGGUCUCCUCGCUGACACGCCAAACUCUGGCUGGACUGGCGUACCUUCACCGAGAAGGCAUUCUGCAUCGGGAUCUCAAGGCAGACAAUAUUCUGCUUGAUCUCGAUGGCACCUGCAAGAUCAGUGAUUUCGGUAUCUCUAAGAAGACAGACAACAUCUAUGGCAACGACAAGACGAAUUCCAUGCAGGGUUCAGUCUUUUGGAUGGCGCCUGAAGUCAUUCGUUCGCAGGGUGAGGGUUACAGCGCCAAGGUUGAUAUUUGGAGUUUGGGAUGUGUAGUAUUGGAAAUGUUUGCCGGCCGCCGGCCCUGGGCAAAUGAAGAAGCCGUGGGUGCUAUCUACAAAAUCGCCAACGGAGAAACACCACCCAUUCCCGAGGAGAUUCAGGAGACGAUUGGUCCACUGGCAGUCGCAUUCAUGAUGGACUGUUUCCAGGUAAACCCCUCGGAACGGCCGACGGCGGACAAAAUGCUCUCGCAGCAUCCGUUCUGUUUCGCAGACCCUGAAUUCAGGUUCGAAGAUACUACGCUGUAUGCAAAGAUCAAGGGUAUGGCCAGUUGA
Messenger RNA from Clonostachys byssicola, 4449 nucleotides. NCBI's taxonomy places the organism in Eukaryota, Fungi, Ascomycota, Sordariomycetes, Hypocreales, Bionectriaceae. The record is from the annotation of a GenBank genome assembly.